Messenger RNA from Malurus melanocephalus (red-backed fairy wren), 1078 nucleotides. It is a transcript of the gene GINS1, whose product is annotated as GINS complex subunit 1. The coding region runs from base 42 to 629 and encodes 195 amino acids. Lineage: Eukaryota; Metazoa; Chordata; Aves; Passeriformes; Maluridae. Gene Ontology annotation, biological process: DNA replication; DNA strand elongation involved in mitotic DNA replication. The record is from RefSeq and is a predicted model, not a curated record. The transcript is spliced from 7 exons. Gene Ontology annotation, cellular component: GINS complex.
GGCUGUUGCGCGGGCGGGUUUCCCGCGCUCGGGCGGGCGCGAUGGCGGCGGAGCGGGCAAUGGAGCUGGUGCGGGAACUGCACCGCGCCGCCGGCGGGCACCUCCCGCCCUUCCGGACGGACGUGCUGCGGCAGGCGCUGGAGGAGAUGCGGGCGCUGUACGAGCGGAACCAGGCGGAUGUGUCCGAAGCGAAGUCGGGACGGACAGAUCUGAUUUUCCUCAUCCGGUUCCGGCACUGCUGCCUGCUCCGGAAUCAGCGCUGCCUCCUGGCUUAUCUGUACGACCGGCUGCUGCGGAUCCGAGCACUGAGGUGGGAGUAUGGCAGCGUUCUGCCCAACACCAUCCAGUUCCACAUGUCAGCUGAGGAAGUGGAGUGGUUCAGUCGGUACAAAAAGUCUCUGGCUACCUACAUGAAGUCAGUAGGAGGAGAGGAGGGACUGGACCUCACACAGGACAUUAAACCUCCUAAAAGCCUGUACAUUGAGGUGCGGUGUUUAAAGGACCAUGGGGAAUUUGAGAUUGAUGAUGGCACUACCAUCCUGUUGAAGAAGAACAGCCAGCAUUUUUUGCCCCGAUGGAAAUGUGAGCAGUUAAUCAGACAAGGAGUCCUGGAGCACGUUCUGUCCUAAGGGUGCAGAACAGAAGGGACACUCUGCCUUGGUGGCCUGCCCACGAUGGGGACCAAACUUUGGUGUGUGCAGGACUUCAGACACCUCAGUAUUUCUGCAGAGGCACCCUGUCACUCCUCCUAACAGCCUUUGGUGCCUUAAAACCACAUUGGUCAGCUCCUCAUGAGCAUGGGGUGCAUAGUGGUAAUGGARCAAUCCAGGAUAGUGGGGAGGAGGCACUAUCCAAGCCCCAUAACCAGGGUUUGUGAAUGCAUUUUUGUCUGGAGUAGUUCAUGCUGUUCAUGGGAGUAAGACACCAGCUGACUGGGCUCUACAAGCCAGGAAAGCUCUGUGGCUGCAAAAUAAAGAAUUGCUUCAAUCUCUUGGGUUUUAAGAGUUAAUGUGGUGGUGUUCAUUCAGCACUCUAAUCUCCAGCCAAACCCAUCUCGAUCCUGCAGUGUGAUGUUAUU